AGGCUGCAGCAUCGCAGGACCUGAGCCCAGGUGGGAGCCUGAGUCACAGCGGGACCCUCGGCGCAGCGGUGCGGUGGUAGGCCCCAGGUCCAGAACUGAGCUCUUGGCACCAUGAACCCCGCUAUCAGCCUCACUCUCCUCCUGACAGUCUUGCAGAUGGCCAGUGGACAGAAGGUGACCAGCCUGACAGCCUGCCUGGUAGACCAGAGCCUUCGUUUGGACUGCCGCCAUGAGAACACCACCUCCUUGCCCAUUCAGUACGAGUUCAGCCUGACCCGUGAUUCAAAGAAGCACGUGCUCUUUGGCACUGUGGGGGUGCCUGAGCACACAUACCGCUCCCGAACCAACUUCACCAGCAAGUACAACAUCAAGGUCCUCUACUUAUCUGGCUUUACCACCAAGGACGAGGGGACAUACACAUGUGAACUCCACCUCUCUAGCCAGUCCCCCACCUUCUCCAACAAGAAUGUCUCUGUGAUCAGAGACAAACUGGUCAAGUGCGGAGGCAUAAGCCUGCUGGCCCAGGACACAUCGUGGUUGCUGCUGCCCCUGCUCUCCCUGCCCCUCCUGCUGGCCAUGGAUUUCAUCUCCUUUUGACUGGCUGGGCCCAUGGAGGACACAGGAAGCCACAAGGCCCUGUCCAGAGAUCCUACUUCUCUAAGUAGGCUGAUCUCAUCCCCCCAAUCCCCCACACACCUUGGGGAAAAAUGGGAACCCCAUCCCUCAUAAGGAAUUUCAGUGUCGCAUGCCAUUAUUUACCCACUCCCCAACUGCCAUCUCACACCCUCUCUGGACACCACUAGCUUUUUGUCCUCUUUGUUCCUGAGCUGCUUCUGCCUUGUUUAUUUAGGGAUUUUUCUUCCUUUUCUUUGGGAGUUUGUGAAAAGGGAAGCCAAAGUUGGGGACCUAAUAAAGAGUGAGGGCCUGGGAGGGGUUGUAGGAUAGAGGGUACCAGUCCCUGAGGGGCCAUCUUUGCCGACGGGGACCAGAAACCUGAGGGAGACCUUGAUGAGGAGGGGGAUGGGGUGUUUUGGGGUCUAGCACAUCCCUCAUCAGCCCCCUACCCCCAUCUGUGACCAAGCAUUUGUGGUCUAUCACAUGAGAAGAGAACUGAGCAUCAUUAGGAGCAUUCUCCAACCCAGCACAAAAGCUGCCCUCUUUACUGAAGAAGUCCCCUAGGGGCCCUAGUCCUAGGGCACAGUCCAGUGGAAAUACAGAUUCUGUCCAAGGAGGAGUGCUAAUGGAGGGUUGGAAAGGGGGAUAGGAAGGAAGGUCCACUAUCUUCCCCUACCUGAAGAAGAUAAAAAUGGGAGCCUACUGUCCCUCACUGCCUUAACCAAUAGUUGGGAGGGUGGCAGAGGAAGAGAGGCCCCUUCCCAGGUUGUCCCAAGCUCCAGAGAACUUCCAGAAUGCUGACCUGGGGGCACUAUGCAGGCCAUAGGGAGCCACAGAGCCAAGUAAUUUGGCCCAAGUAUUUCUCCAGGAAGCUCUUCCUUCCCUCCACAGCCAGUGCCAACCCCAGAUAGCUGAGCCUCAGCCAUCCCCCUGCCCCACAAGCCUGCCUUCUCAGGGAUCUCUGGGGGGCCUGAGACAGGCCAUGGAGUGAAUACCAUGAGCACGACAUGCCUUGAGAAAUGGGUUUUCCCAAAACCCAGCUCCCCAUCAGGCAGCUCUGCCCUGUCCUGGGACCAUGUAUAGUGCCACCACAGCUUAUAGCAUCUCAUUGAGGAAAAAGAAAACUGCACAAUAAAACCAAACCUCUGGAAUCUGUCGUCCUGGCUCUGCUUUGCUUCUGUCCCCAGGCCUGCCACCCUCCUUUAGCCAUACAUCCAGGAGGUCCAACCUGCCACCUCUUCCUCUCCCUUUUCCUACCAAAGCAUGCUGGACUUCUCAGAAUGA
Molecule: messenger RNA, 1899 nt
Organism: Pteronotus mesoamericanus
Lineage: Eukaryota; Metazoa; Chordata; Mammalia; Chiroptera; Mormoopidae
Gene: THY1
Product: Thy-1 cell surface antigen
Exons: 4
Coding region: 112-597 (161 amino acids)
Biological process (GO): positive regulation of focal adhesion assembly; cell-cell adhesion; negative regulation of neuron projection regeneration
Cellular component (GO): myelin sheath; focal adhesion; membrane raft
Molecular function (GO): GTPase activator activity; integrin binding
Source: RefSeq, a predicted model, not a curated record